UCUUCUCUGAUCACUUGAAUCUUAAACCUGUUUUAAAAGGUUGCAGUAGUUAAACAGACAGAAACCUCCCAGCCUCAGAGGAAGAGGACGGGUUUUAUUUGGUGCUUCUCACAGGAAGUAUGACCCAAUCAGUCAGAUCUCUGAGAGGCACCAUGAAGGAAACAUCUGUCCGAUUUCUGCUCAUUCUGGCUGCAGUUCUGAGCUCCAGUAUGAACCAAGUCCUCCCAGCUGGUCUGACUGUGAGUCCCAGCAGAUCUCAGUUCUUUAAAGAAGACUCUGUGUCUCUGAGCUGUGAGGAGGACAACAUCUCUGCUGGAUGGACUGUGAGGAGAAACACAACCAGAAGAACCAGAACUCAGUGUGGAGAUGGAUGGGGAGAACCAGCUGGUUCUACCUGUACCAUCAGCAGCUUGUACCCAUUAGACACUGGAGUGUACUGGUGUGAGUCCAGAGAGGGAGCAGCCAGCAGCAGCAUCCAGUUCACUGUCUCUGGUGGAUCAGUGAUCCUGCAGAGUCCUGUCCUCCCUGUGAUGGAGGGAGAUGACGUCACUCUGAGCUGUCAAACAAAGACUUCCUCCAACCUCCCAGCUGCUUUCAUUAAAGAUGGCGUCUUCAUCAGGACUGAGCCUGCAGGUCACAUGACCCUCCACCAUGUGACCAGCUCUGAUGAAGGUCUCUACAAGUGUUUCAUCAGUGGUGAUGGAGAGUCUCCAUCCAGCUGGAUCUCUGUCUCAGAGAAAAACACCACCCCUCCUACACCUACACCUCCUCCAGUCUCAUCUUCCUUCCCGUCUUGUUGCCUCUUGCAUCUUUAUGUGUUGUGUUUCUACUGGUGUUACUGGUUCUCCUGGUAAAGAGACAUCAACGAAAGUCAAUGGGUGAGACCAGUGCCGUCACUAGGCCUAUGUUAGGAGGGCUGAAGCCCCCCAUAAAUAAUUAGGUGUUUUUUUAUUUACCUGUCAUCAUUAAAGGACAUUGUGCAACCAGGAGGACCUUCAUAAAUACACUGAAGGUCCUCCUGGUUUGUAGCAUUAACUGUGCAUUUUUUACCAUCUACUGUCUUUGGGUGGACUCCCUUCUGGACCAUCAGCUGUGAUGAUUACACACCGUGAAACAGGAGCUGAGCUCAUUCACGUCUGAUUAUCAUCAGUGGUUUCAAUAAUAAUACACCAAUAAUAAUCACUUCACCAUUGCUAUUGACCUGUAGGAGUCAGGACAGAGGAGCACAGAGAGGGAAAAGGGAGAGACCUCUUCUGGAAAGGUCAGUCUACAGCAAGGGUCACCCUGCAAGCGUCUAAUGAGUUGCUGCACGCUCUAAAAAUAACGACGAUAUUCAUUGAAGAGCCAUUUAAAACUGUUUUAUAGUUGGGUUAUGGGAGAUUUUUUAAUUGAUGUAAAAUUAUUAUUUGUCCUUGAUUGGAUUUAAAAACAACAGUAUUAAAAUAAAUUUAAAAAAAUCCCUCAUCUGAAAGUGUGGAGAAUUGUUCCCUGAAUAAAUGUUACUGAAAUAAUACCUUGUAUGUGUGUACAUGUGAUGGUUUAUUUGAAUGUUUUUUCUUGUACUUUCUUUUUGAAAUACAACCUGUGUGGUGAUUUGUAAUAACCUUGAAGAGUCACAAGUCGAAACGCGUUGGUCUGCUAAUAAAGUUUGUUCCAAGAA
This is a messenger RNA of Girardinichthys multiradiatus, 1660 nucleotides long. RefSeq names its product Fc receptor-like protein 5. Bases 120 to 854 code for a protein of 244 amino acids. The record is from RefSeq and is a predicted model, not a curated record. The transcript has 5 exons. Gene Ontology annotation, molecular function: transmembrane signaling receptor activity. Gene Ontology annotation, biological process: cell surface receptor signaling pathway. NCBI's taxonomy places the organism in Eukaryota, Metazoa, Chordata, Actinopteri, Cyprinodontiformes, Goodeidae.